Molecule: messenger RNA, 1209 nt
Organism: Guyanagaster necrorhizus
Lineage: Eukaryota; Fungi; Basidiomycota; Agaricomycetes; Agaricales; Physalacriaceae
Exons: 4
Coding region: 1-1209 (402 amino acids)
Source: RefSeq, a predicted model, not a curated record
AUGGGUGAAGUCGAGAAAAAGUUAUCCUCUUCUCCUCGCCUUGAGAUGGUCAAAUAUAAAUGCCAUAUCACCGGCAUGUAUCUCCUUCCACUCCUUCGUGCCGGCUUCUCGUCUCUGGACCUGGACUCCUCCAUGAUCAAUUCCAUCAAUACCCGAAUACAACGUCAGGAUAUCGAAGUGCAAUCUCGUCAAAAGGAAAUCGCUUCGAUCCAAUCUGUUCUACAACGUCUUCAAGAGGAGUGCGAUCACACCGUGACCGAUCUCUCUGAUAAUAAAUCACUAUUGUCCCCUAUCCGACGCGUACCACCUGACGUCCUGUUGCACAUAUUCAAUUUGGCAGCUGAUGAUAGUGAGAUCUGCCUCACAUCACCUCCGUUCAUCCUUCGUAGCAUAUGCUACACAUGGAGGGUCCUUGUGUUGUCAUCGCCAUCCCUUUGGUCUAAGGUGAACACCGAUGUAACUAAAUACCAGACACCUCCCAAUGCUAGAAAGCUUGGAUUUUACCAUGUACCACAAUCAUCCACGAGAUUACUUUGGUACCGCGCUUUCCCGGAUUUUCCGUUCCGUUCCUUUACUACGCUCCGUUACAGUAGCUGGCGACUUCUUUGCCGAAUUAUCGCAUCCUCUUCAUCAACCCACGAGCAUCAGUUUCGACUCUGGGCUGGCCAGACGUCUGACAAAUCCCUUUUCUAUGGUUGUAUUGCGCAAGGGACGGAACUGAAAUCGUUUACCUUCCGUAGCAUGUCUGACGGUUGUUCGGACAUGCGGAAAUUUCCUGUACCAUUACCGGAAAUAACCCAUUUAAAUAUCCGACAGCUUUCACCGGGAUACGAUAUUCCCACAGAUCUGAAGUACUGUACUUUUCCAGCACUGGAGGACCUGAUUCUUUUUGCUUGUCUUAAACAACAGUCUUCAGGACUCAAUUAUAUUGUACAUGAACUUGGAAUGAUCUCCGAAUUGUUGAAGCGCUCCAAACCCCGUCUUCGAUCUUUCGCCGUGUACAGGCCUCUUCCUUUACUGGUUCUUAACGACAUCGCCAUGGAGAUGUUUACGUUCCUCACAGAUCUCGUCAUUGCCGUAAACGAGGAAACGUCAACUGAAAUAGUGCAAAGAUUGGCAGAGCCUUCUAUCUCGACACAAAUGUGGGCUGCAAUCACUGGUCUUGUCGGUUCCAAACACCGAGGUUUUGAGGACCUAUCGCCUGGUUAA